GACAAAGACAGCAGCCAAAUUAGAAGGACUCUGCCCUGACUGAAAGCAAAAGUGAAUGACAGCACAUGAUGGCAGCCUGGACUCUGUGGUUUCUCCUGAUGUGUACUGCCCUUGCUGGGCAAGGGUCAGAGGCUCAGGAUUGUGGAAUGGCACCUCUGAACACAAGAAUUGUGGGUGGUGAGAAUGCCACAGCUGGGGCAUGGCCUUGGAUGGUCAGCCUGCACAUCAAUUUUGCGGCACUUCACAUCUGUGGGGGGACCCUCAUCAGUGACCAGUGGGUCCUCACAGCAGCCCAUUGCAUCAUAUUGAAUUUUCCUAGUGUAUGGACUCUCUACUUCGGACGAGAGACUCAGUCCGGCCCUAAUGUUAAUGAGGUGAACCGCACCGUGUCCCAGAUCAUCAUCCAUCCUGACUACAACAACGAGCUGUUCAACAACGACAUUGCCCUGAUGAAGCUCAGCAGCCCUGUCACUUUUAAUGACUACAUCAGACCUGUCUGCUUGGCAAGUAACUCCAGCGAGUUUCAUAACUCCACCCUCUGCUGGGCCACUGGUUGGGGCUCACGUAACAGGACUGAGCCCCCCUUUGACGCACUGCAGGAGGUUCAGGUUCCUGUCAUUGGAGAAAAUCAGUGCAGUUGUAACUACCGCUCAAAUGUUAACAUCACUGACCAAAUGAUUUGUGCGGGAGAAGAGAACAAAGGAGCAUGUCUGGGGGAUGGUGGUGGACCUUUGCAAUGCAAACAAAACACCAGGUGGAUCCAGGCUGGCGUUACCAAUUUUGGAGUACCUUGUGCCCUGGGUGAUUUCCCUGAAGUCUAUGCCCGAGUGUCUGAAUUCCAGGAUUGGAUCAUGGAACAAGUGGCGGGGUCAAAUGUCAGCUUUGUGUCAUUCACCUCCAGUGGCACCGACCCAGAUGACAGCUUUGUGUGUCCCAGCUUAAAUGCAACCACAGCGGCUCCAAAUAUAACUGCCCCAGUGGUUCCAGUUUUGAAUUCCACAGGUCCUCCAACUACAUCUUCCGCACCAUCAGCUGUUGCAGCUGAGCUCGGAUUGAUUGUCAUCUUGGUGACAGUGUUCCUGCAGCACAUUGUAGCUACCUAGCAGGGUUUUGCGCACACAACUUCUUUAUGUCUUCUUCUGUUGUGUUGGGUUAUGUUUGUCUUUUAAAUCAUUUAGCAAAGGUUGAUGGUGAAUGGUGAAAGUGUCACCACACUGUAGAUGUGGAACAAAUUUUGGUCUCUGCUGAUUUUUUUUUUCUUCUGCAUUGCACUUAAUUAUUUCCUACUGGCCUAUUUUUACGUACCACAAACUUCACUGAACAUACAGCACAUCUUCUCUAACAAGGCAAUCAUUCUUAUAGAUGAUGGUAUAGAGCCAUCCAUGUUAUCAGUGUCAUCACAGUGCAGUUAAUAAAGCAUUGUCAGGUUUUUCUCUAUCAGUCACGAUGGGUUAAAAUAAAAGACUAACUUUAAAAUCUGCCCUCUGUAAAUGUGAUGUGUAAAGCUUGACAGGCAGAUAAAUGCUUCAUAGCAUCAAGACAAAGCAUACAAAAAGCAUAACUCUCUGCAUGCUUGUAACAUGUACACACAAAUAUACCAACUCAAUCUUCAAAAUGAAUUGCCUCUCACCCUUUCUUUCAAAUCUAUAACAGAUUGUAUGUAUUUGUUGUAUACUUAAGUUCAAAUGAAGUAUAUGGGAUUAUAUUUUAACAUGCAAUUAAUCAUCUUUCCAUUUAGUUACAGGGCUGGGGAGUAACAACAUAAGAGAAUGACAGAAAUAAGAGUGACUGUAUUCUGUUACAGUUACAGUUUUAAUUAGUUAUAUUCUGAAUACUGUCUUUAAGAUAGAUUACUUUAAGUAAUUAUUGUUUUUGUUUUUUGCUCUAACACCAUGUCCUACAUGAAUGCGGGGUGAACAAGUGUCAGUUUGAUUGCAUUGUUUUCAACUGAAAUUUUCUAACAGGAUGCAAGCGACGCAGCGCUGCUGUUUUGAGGGAAGCUUUGUCAGACAUCCUGUUUCUAUUUAUUAGCUGAAACUCUCAGCUCCCUAGCAGUCUUUCUCCAGCCAUUCUCCAGCCAGCUGCCACCUUGUUUAAUUUCUUUUUGUUGAAAUGUGGAGGUGUCGUAUAGGUAACUCAUUUCAGCUUCACCAGUCCUCUGUUCUUCGUCCAGAGUGGAGCUUUCAAAGCAAGCAACGGGAUGAAGAAUGGCUGAUUCUAACAUCUCAUUUAGCUACAAAAACCUAAACCCAGAUGGCAGCUGGCUGGAAGGUGAUCGCCAGGGAGCUGAAAGUUUCUGGUAGAUGACCAUCACUAAUAACAACCUACUUGCUGCUGGCUACUUGUCGUUUCCAGUAAAUAGCACAGUCUAAAAGUACAAACAUAGAAAGAUACCAAGUACUCGCCCAUCUCACCAAAGUGGUUACGUCGCCAGUGAAGCACACAGCUGAUGGGUACAUGGUUUGUUUACAUGACGUAACAGAAGCUCAUAUUCAUCAGAUUCAAUGUGGACAGAGAGCUACACUCACUUGCUGUUAGGACAUGAUGUAAAAUUCAUAUACAACACGCUUUACCAAUAAACAGGUUUUUAAAAAAGUGUUUGCAGUGAACCUGCCACAGGACAAUGGCAGAGGAGAUGCACAGCCGGGACACUGUCGUCUGUUUUUGGCACGGCACAUAAGACCCAGCCAAAUGACCUCAGUGAGACGGUUUUGAAGUAUUCUACUAGUGAUCCAAAGUAUUUAGAAUAUAUUACUCAGUUAAGGUAAUGGAAUAUGUUACAAUUUACAUGUUAGGGCAUUUACUCAGUUAUCUGUAGUGAAAUACAUUUUCCAUUCUUUAAUUUUCUAAUUUUCUCUAAGUCUUUACCUUGGUGACAUGUUAUGACGUUUUAGUUUUUAAAUGUGUUUAGUUUUACUGUAAAUCACUAUGUAACUGUAUUUUGAAAGGCACUAUAUAAAUAAAGUUUAUCAAUUAAAAGUAA
Epinephelus moara (kelp grouper) is the source of this 2983-nucleotide messenger RNA. Its product is annotated as tryptase-like. The record is from RefSeq and is a predicted model, not a curated record. Bases 66 to 1103 code for a protein of 345 amino acids. Gene Ontology annotation, biological process: proteolysis. The transcript is spliced from 6 exons. Gene Ontology annotation, molecular function: serine-type endopeptidase activity. NCBI's taxonomy places the organism in Eukaryota, Metazoa, Chordata, Actinopteri, Perciformes, Serranidae.